AUGAUCGAGCGACCAGAGACCGCUGUUCCGAGCAUCGCUCAACGGAACCUGGAGGGCUACGUGGGUUUCGCUAACCUCCCCAACCAGGUGUACCGGAAGUCUGUGAAGAGGGGGUUUGAGUUCACGCUAAUGGUGGUGGGUGAGUCCGGUCUGGGGAAGUCCACACUCAUAAACUCCUUGUUCCUGACUGAUCUUUACUCCAAGGACUACCCAGGACCAUCGCAGCGCAUUAAGAAGACUGUACAGGUAGAGCAGUCAAAGGUUUUGAUCAAAGAGGGCGGUGUGCAGCUGACUCUGACCAUAGUAGACACUCCAGGGUUUGGAGACGCAGUGGACAACAGCAACUGCUGGCAGCCAGUCAUAAACUACAUUGACAGUAAGUGUGAGGACUUCCUCAAUGCAGAAUCCAGGGUCAACCGCAGGUCAAUGCCUGACAACAGAGUCCACUGCUGCCUAUACUUCAUCGCACCUUCCGGACACGGGCUGAAGCCACUUGACAUUGAAUUCAUGAAGAGGCUCCAUGACAAAGUCAACGUAAUCCCACUCAUCGCCAAAGCUGACACCCUGACCCCCGAGGAGUGCCAACUGUUUAAAAAACAAAUAAUGAAAGAGAUACAAGAACAUAAGAUCAAGAUUUAUGAAUUUCCAGACACAGAAGAUGACGAGGACAACAAGCUAAUCCGUAAAAUUAAGGAAAAGAUGCCAUUGGCAGUCGUCGGCAGCAAUGUGGUGAUUGAAGUGAAUGGGAAGAAGGUCCGAGGUCGGCAGUACCCGUGGGGCGUGGCUGAAGUGGAGAAUGGGGAACACUGUGACUUCACUGUGCUGCGCAACAUGUUGAUCAGGACCCACAUGCAGAAUUUGAAGGACGUCACCAACAAUGUCCACUAUGAGAACUACCGCAGUAAGAAACUCGCAGCAGUUACCUGUAAUGGAGUGGACAACAGCAAGGCUAAGGGCCAGCUAACCAAAAGUCCUCUGGCUCAGAUGGAAGAGGAGCGCAGGGAUCACGUGAUGAAGAUGAAGAAGAUGGAAGCCGAGAUGGAGCAGGUCUUUGAGAUGAAGGUCAAAGAGAAGAGGCAGAAACUGAAGGACUCUGAGGCUGAGCUGGAGCGGCGCCACGAGCAGAUGAAAAGGAACCUGGAAGCACAGUACAAGGAGCUGGAGGAGAAGAGACGAGUGUUUGAGGCGGAGAAGGUCAACUGGGAGGCUCAGCAGAAGAUUCUGGAGCAGCAGAAACUAGAUGCAUCAAAAACAAUGGAAAAGAACAAGAAGAAGGGCAAGAUCUUCUAA
Knipowitschia caucasica is the source of this 1290-nucleotide messenger RNA. Lineage: Eukaryota; Metazoa; Chordata; Actinopteri; Gobiiformes; Gobiidae. The record is from the annotation of a GenBank genome assembly.